UCCUCUUUUUGAUGUAUCUUCAAUUUAGACUCAGCAGAUACACAGAUUUUUAUAUUCCAUGCUUAAAUUUGAAUCUUGGAUCCAUGAAUGUUCUACUUUGAAUAGGUUUCGGAGACGAUCAUUUGCAUUUACACUGGGCCACGAGCCACACUUUGACUGGCUGAAAGCCUGUGUUUGUUUUGGACAUGGAUACUCUACAGUCUCUAUCCCCAAACAGCACAAAUAUGGAGGAGAUUUCAGAGGAUUUCCAAGUACAGAUGAACCACGAGAUGAUCAACAACUCUGAAAGUCCUGCUUGCUCCACUGCUUUCCCAGGAGUCCCUCAUGUUUGUGGACAUGAGUCUGCAGCCCAGCGCUACGCUGUGACACGUUUACAAGCAGGUUUUCCGAACAGUAUGGCAGACUAUCUGAUAAGUGGAGGAACGGGCUACAUCCCAGACGACGGCCUCUCUGCUCAGCAGCUCUUCUCUGUUGGAGAUGGUCUCACCUACAAAUCAGGACAGCAGUCUGUCCGAGACGGACUCACGGCGGAAGAGCUUUGCUCUAUGGGGGACGGUAUGACUUACAAUGAUUUUCUGAUCCUGCCUGGCUUCAUUGACUUCACCUCAGAUGAAGUGGACUUGACCUCAGCAUUAACCAAGAAGAUCACACUAAAGACCCCGCUUAUCUCCUCUCCCAUGGAUACUGUUACCGAAUCCUCAAUGGCCAUCGCCAUGGCACUCAUGGGAGGGAUUGGAAUCAUUCACCAUAACUGCACCCCAGAGUUCCAGGCCAAUGAGGUACGCAAGGUUAAGAGGUUUGAGCAGGGUUUCAUCACUGAUCCAGUGGUGCUGAGUCCUCGUCACACAGUAGAUGAUGUACUUGAAGCAAAAGUUCGACAUGGAUUCUCUGGAAUCCCCAUCACCGAGACGGGCAAGAUGGGCAGCAAGCUGGUCGGCAUUGUCACGUCACGAGACAUUGAUUUCCUGUCUGAGAAGGAUAAUAAUAAACUUCUAGAGGAGGCCAUGACUAAAAGGGAGGAUCUGGUAGUUGCUCCAGCUGGUGUCACACUGAAACAGGCCAAUGAUAUCCUGCAACGCAGCAAAAAAGGUAAACUACCCAUCGUGAAUGACAACGACGAGCUGGUGGCUAUCAUUGCCCGCACCGAUCUAAAGAAGAACAGGGACUAUCCUCUGGCAUCUAAAGACUCCCGCAAACAGUUGCUGUGUGGCGCUGCAAUCGGCACCCGUGAAGACGACAAAUACAGGCUGGACCUGCUGACGCAAUCUGGGGUGGAUGUGGUGGUACUGGAUUCAUCACAAGGCAACUCUGUAUACCAGAUAAAUAUGAUCCAUUACAUCAAGCAGAAGUACCCAGAGCUGCAGGUUGUGGGAGGAAAUGUUGUUACAGCUGCACAGGCUAAGAACCUGAUAGACGCAGGUGUGGACGCAUUGCGUGUGGGAAUGGGAUGUGGUUCAAUCUGCAUAACCCAGGAAGUCAUGGCAUGUGGGCGACCUCAGGGCACCUCUGUGUAUAAGGUGGCAGAGUAUGCGAGGAGAUUUGGAGUGCCAGUCAUCGCAGAUGGGGGUAUCCAGACGGUCGGCCAUGUGGUAAAGGCCUUGUCCCUGGGGGCAUCUACAGUGAUGAUGGGAUCGCUUUUGGCUGCCACCACAGAAGCUCCAGGAGAGUAUUUCUUCUCUGAUGGGGUGCGGCUAAAGAAAUACAGAGGAAUGGGCUCUCUGGAUGCCAUGGAGAAGAACACCAAUAGCCAGAAACGCUACUUCAGUGAGGGUGAUAAGGUGAAGGUGGCUCAGGGAGUGUCCGGCUCAGUGCAGGAUAAAGGCUCCAUCCAUAAAUUUGCCCCUUACCUCAUUGCUGGAAUCCAACACGGCUGUCAGGACAUCGGUGCGAAAAGCCUCUCAGUGCUUCGGUCCAUGAUGUAUUCUGGAGAGCUGAAGUUUGAGAAGAGAACUAUGUCUGCUCAGGUGGAGGGAGGUGUACAUGGACUUCACACUUACGAGAAGCGUCUCUACUAACGUAGGUGGCAGAACAUGGAUUGGAAGGAGUGACAAAACACCUCAGACAAAUCUGAAACCAUAGAACUUAACUCCACCCUGCUCUUCACCAUUUCUCCUGCAAGACCACUACAAUGAGAGAUGGAGAAGUUUUCAAGGAGUUUAAGAGCAGGACCUCAAACUAAUUCAGUCCCCAAAAACAUGGCAGUUGCUCUCGAGCGACUAUCAGGGUAACUAAAUAGCUGUCUGUGUUUGCAAAUGUUUGAGCAAACCAGCGAAGACAAAAAGGCAUUUGGAGCUAAUAUUCUUGACAGACUUUUUCCCCAUCCAAACUAAUGUUCUAUUUUAAAGUCUCUCUUUAGAUGCAACAUUGAAGCUCAAAUUCAAUAUCUCUUUUUCCACUUGCAAACUGAUGACUGCCAUGAAAACAAGUGCUCCAACUAUAUUUGAGGAAAUCUUUUAUGUAGUGGAUAUGGAACUGCUAAAGACGCUAUAUUAUAUAAUUUUAUUUUGGAAGGAAGAGGUAUGUGGAAGAAGUCAUGUUUGUGAUGGUUAAAUGUCUAUUGUACUACUGGUGGGACAGAUUUCCCUAUCACAGCAUUCUGCUAUGUACCCCACCCCACGAUUCAUACUAAACAUAAUUAUACCAAAACCAAUAUCCUUAAAUAUUCAUAGUAGUUCUGAGAGUGUUACGUUCUAGUUGUCCUGAUGAUAUUUUUGACCAAACAGCUGGAACUGACAUUGAAGUUUUUUUGAUCAUCAAGGUCAGUUAGUUGAAGCUGAACUUUUAAAGCAGUCCUCUUGACUAGAAUGAAGAACAGUAAUUAUGGGAUUUUAUGAUAAUGCGGAUGAGACACUGGGUGCUGAAUUGGUAUAAAGAGUUCUAAUGUGCAUGCAAAGCGACAUUUGUACUAUUUACUGUACAUUACUGCCAAGUGCAUUGUUUUUUCUGUUCAACUUUUGACUAAUCUUUCACAAAAGCCAAAUUAAUGCUGUGAGUUUCCUGUUCCUCUGAGAAUGUGUUUGUCCAUGUCACCAGUGACAUGCCUUGAAAAUGUGCCAUAAAUGAAGAAUACACGCAUCUGUUUUAACCUAAAACACGGCACUUGUGCUCACCAGAUCCUUACGAAUUUGAAUGAAAGUUGUUUUUUUGUAAUGAUUUUUCAGUGCCAUUUGUUUUUUUGUUUUUUUUUGUCUUUUUUUAAGUUCCAGCUAGAGGUGUGUGUGUGUGUGUGUGUUUUGGGGGGGGGGGUUGGUAAUCAUGCACUCUGUACUUAAGCAUUUGGUAUGUGGACACAAUUGCAUCCUUUAAUCAACUGGAUGUUGCUUGUUAUUAUGUUGCUUUGCCCACUGUCUUAGUCUUUGACAACUCAAGAGCCAGGAUUGUUUACCGCAGUGUAUUCAACUGAAUUACAUAUUCUAAUUUAUGUUGAUGAAUAAAUUAAACUCUCAGUCAAACUGUU
Molecule: messenger RNA, 3457 nt
Organism: Myxocyprinus asiaticus (Chinese sucker)
Lineage: Eukaryota; Metazoa; Chordata; Actinopteri; Cypriniformes; Catostomidae
Product: inosine-5'-monophosphate dehydrogenase 1b
Exons: 16
Coding region: 186-2015 (609 amino acids)
Biological process (GO): GTP biosynthetic process
Cellular component (GO): cytoplasm
Molecular function (GO): IMP dehydrogenase activity
Source: RefSeq, a predicted model, not a curated record